AUGCUGGGAGCAAAAAUAAUUUCUUUUAGUUUGUUGGUAGCAGUUGUGUUGAGUGCUGAUGUAUGUCAACAAGAUUGUACCAGUGAAAAGAAGGAAAUUUGUGGCUCUGAUGGCAAGACGUACGUUAAUGCCUGUCAUUUUGGUAUUGAAUCGUGUAGAGCUCAUGCUGCUAACAAAAAGGUCUUGUAUGAAGUCCACAGUGGGGAGUGUUCUAAUCUAGGUGUUCACAAACAACUUAAAGCUUGUACUCAAAUCUGUGACGAAGAACUUGAUCCAGUUUGUGGAUCUAACAACCAAGUCUAUGAGAACCCUUGUAAAUUCAGAAGAGCACAAUGUCAAUAUGCCAAUGAAAAUAAACAUUUAGCUAUGGUAUCGUCUACUACAACAAGCUGUCCUAAACCAAGACCUGUACAUUGUGACCAGUAUAAGCAAAAUACUAGUGGACUAGCGAUAGAACAGAGUGGAUUUAAUUUAAUUUCCUGUCCACGACAUCACAAAGGCCAUAGUCAUAACCAAAAUCAUACAACUAUUUGUGCUUCAAACAACCAUAACUAUUAUGAUGAGUGUGAACUGUGUUACCACAUAGAACUUCUGAAAUCUAGAAACACUAACCAAGUGACUAGUUGGAUGAUUCUUCAUGAUGGUAAAUGUAAAAGAGGUGUUUCCUUCAAUCCCUUUGGUAUUAAUUUGAUUGGUUAA
Messenger RNA from Lottia gigantea (owl limpet), 699 nucleotides. RefSeq lists its product as hypothetical. Gene Ontology annotation, molecular function: protein binding. The record is from RefSeq and is a predicted model, not a curated record. NCBI's taxonomy places the organism in Eukaryota, Metazoa, Mollusca, Gastropoda, Lottiidae. The transcript has 6 exons. Bases 1 to 699 code for a protein of 232 amino acids. Gene Ontology annotation, biological process: multicellular organism development; cell differentiation.